AACUUCUCGAUGAUGUAAAAAUGAAGACUAGGGGAGAAAAUCUGACCCUUCUUUAAAUUUUUAAUACUAGAUUCUAGAUUUAGAUCUAGAUCUAGAUAUCUAGAUCUAGCUUCUAAAGUCUAGUUACAUUCUAGAUUUAGUUUAACUAAAUGGUUUAUAAUUUUUGUAGGGGAAAUAACUACUACAAUAAAAUAUAGUCACCCUGUUUCCUCAUCAUAAUAUGUAAGCUGGUUUCAAAGAGAGCUAAAAAUGGACCACUUUGACUCUUAUGAAACCCAGUAUAAGCUGUACUUACAGAAAAAUAGCCAUAUUAUGAGGGAACCCCACCUGGAUCCCCAGAAUGGGCUGUUCCUACAGAACAAUAGCCAUAUUAUGAGGGAACCCCACCCAGAUCCCCAGAAUGGGCUCUUCCUACAGAACAAUAGCAACAUAAUGAUGACACCAUACCCUGAAAUAGCGAAAAUCCUUGUUGCAGAUCACAGUUUGUACCAAAGUGACUAUCUUUAUGGUCCCACACCACUUGAGGACCUGCAAGAAGCAUUUCAGUCUCAAGUCUGCGACUCUGAACUUUGGGACACAGCUUCGUGUGAGCAAUGGGAAACACCCUCAAAUAACUAUAUGAAAUAUCCGGAUUUUAUGGAGGAAAAUUACCCAGAGUGUAUCAUUUCAAGUGAAUCAGAGGAUGAAAUGUUAACAGUCCAUUUUGAGCAGCAGAAAAGUUUUAGGUGUAAUCUUUGCACAUUCUCAGCUGUACACCAUUCUGGAUUAAAAAGACACAUGGCAGUUCAUUCUGAUGAACGUCCUUUCAAAUGUCACAUAUGUACCUACGCUUCUAAACACAAAGAUUACUUAAUCAAGCACAUAAAAAGGCAUUUAGAGAAAGAAACAAAAAAGUCAGAGAAAAACUCUGGCGACCAGCAUCUUGAACUGACCAAAAUUCUCUCCAUUUUGAAAAAUUACAAAAAAGAAAAGAAGGAAGAAAAACAUGUGAGUAAUGUGAGUACAUCUUCAGCUCAUUUAAAAGCAGGAGCAGCACUUGCCCAGGAGCUCAUAAAAAGAAAAGUGCGGGUGGUAUUGACACGCCUCGAGUUGCCUUACAAGUGUGACACCUGUCAUCUGUCAUUCUUGACCCCUGCUGAUCUAGGCCAGCAUAACAAGCGUGACCAUGUCAGCAGGGUGGAGGAGAAUGUAGCCAGCUUUUCCUGCACUCAGUGCGCUGCAGUUUUGAUCAACUUUGAUGAGAUGAAUGCUCACAUCCAUGCUCAUAUUACAAAUGAGUGGAACCAGAUGUCUCAAGAUGAUCAGCUCAAAGAACAACUGUCUCCUGCAGGGUCUACUACUGUGCCAGAAACUCAGAUGUCAGAUGUAGAACCUGCUGUCCCGACAAAAGUAAACAUGUCACCUACUAUCCUGCCAAACAUUCAAAUGUCACCAGCUGAAGCAACAGUCGUGCCAGAAACUCAAAUGUCAGAUACAGAACCUGUAAUCAUACCAAACACACAAAUGUCACCAGCUGAACUUACAACCCUGCCUCAAACUCAAAUGUCACAUAUGGAAUCGGUGAGCCUGCCUAAGUUUGAAAUGUCACCUGUAGAAACUAUUUCUGCACCGGUAGCUAUCCUGUCUACAGCGCAGAUGUCACCUACUCCCCUGCUUGAAGUAGAAAUGUCUCCUAUUGAACCGGUUAUUCUGCCUAAAGUUAAAAUGUCAUCACUAGCACCUGCUAACUUACCUGCCACAAAAAUGAUAUCUCUAACACCUGCUAACUUACCUGCAACAAAAAUUUCUACAAAACAAGUUGCCCCACCCAAAAUGAGCCUCAGGAAGAAAACUAGCAUGAAGUCCCAGCCAGUGAGAAAGCCGAGCCUGAGGCCCACUUCCAAACACAACUCUUGUACUUUAUGUCACUUCCAGUUUUCCUCUCCCACAAAGCUUAAGCUGCAUGGGAAGUCUCAUCUAGAAGCAAACCAGGAUCAAAGUCAACUGUAUAAGAAUCUCAUCACCAAGUCUCUGAGAGUCACAAUAGAGAGAUUAAAAUUUCCACUCAACUAUAUGACAAGUGAUCCCAACAACAUGACGCAUGAUCCCAACACUGUGACUCCCAGCAACGUGAUGAGUGAUCCCAGCAACGUGAUGAGUGAUCCCAGCAACGUGAUGAGUGAUCCCAGCAACGUGAUGAGUGAUCCCAGCAACAUGAUGAGUGAUCCCAGCAACGUGAUGAGUGAUCCCAGCAACGUGAUGAGUGAUCCCAGCAACGUGAUGAGUGAUCCCAGCAACGUGAUGAGUGAUCCCAGCAACGUGAUGAGUGAUCCCAACAAUGUGGUGAGUGAUCCUAGCAACGUGAUGAGUGGUCCUAGCAAUGUUGUGAGUGAUCCCAGCAACGUGAUGAGUGAUCCCAGCAACAUGAUGAGUGAUCCCAGCAACGUGAUGAGUGAUCCCAGCAACGUGAUGAGUGAUCCCAACAAUGUGGUGAGUGAUCCUAGCAACGUGAUGAGUGGUCCUAGCAAUGUUGUGAGUGAUCCCAGCAACGUGAUGAGUGAUCGCAACAAUGCGUUGAGUGAUCCUAGCAAUGUGGUGAGUGAUCCUAACAAUGUGGUGAGUGAUCCUAGCAAUGUUGUGAGUGAUCCCAGCAACGUGAUGAGUGAUCCCAACAACGUGAUGAGUGAUCCCAGCAACGUGAUGAGUGAUCCCAACAAUGUGGUGAGUGAUCCAAACAAUGUGGUGAGUGAUCCUAGCAACGUGGUGAGUGAUCCUAGCAACAUAAUGAGUGAUCCCAACAACGUGAUGAGUGAUCCUAGCAAUGUGGUGAGUGAUCCCAACACUAUGAUGAGUGAUCUAGUCCAUUUUGCUCACCAUAAGCUGUCAGAAUGCAAACAACGUCCAAGGAAAAAGACUUAUAGCUGUGUACACUGUGAUUCAAUCUUUAAAACUCUGGUAACAUUGAGACACCACACAAAAUUUGAGUGUCAAAAUAAGUUGCAGAUGACAGAAGCACAUCCUGACCCUGUCAUACAGAUGACAGAAGCACAACCUGACCCUGUCAUACAGACGACAGAAGCACAUCCUGACCCUGUUAUACAGAUUACAGAAGCACAACCUGACCCUGUCAUACAGAUGACAGAAGCACAACUUGACCCUGUCAUACAGAUGACAGAAGCACAACCUGACCCUGUCAUACAGAUGACAGAAGCACAACUUGACCCUGACUUAGAAAUGACAGAAGCACAACCUGACCCUGUCAUACAGAUGACAGAAGCACAACCUGACCCUGUCAUACAGAUGACAGAAGCACAUCCUGACCCUGUCAUACAGAUGACAGAAGCACAACUUGACCCUGACUUAGAAAUGACAGAAGCACAUUCUGACCCUGUCAUACAGAUGACAGAAGCACAACUUGACCCUGACUUAGAAAUGACAGAAGCACAACCUGACCCUGUCAUACAUAUGACAGAAGCACAACUUGACCCUGACUCAGAAUUGACAGAAGCACAAGCUGACCUUGACUUUGAAAUGACAGAAGCACAACCAGACCCUGUCAUACAGAUGACAGAAGCACAACCAGAUCAGGAUUUGAAUGUGGCUGGGCCGACUUUGAAAACAUUGGAAAUACGUUUGUCACCAUUGAAACCAACAUUUACGUGUCAGCAAUGUCAUUUGUCUUAUUUCACAAACUGGGAGUUGCAAAAGCACAACAAUACCCAGCAUAUCAUACGGGAGCUUCAAGAACACAAUACCCAGCAUAUCAUACGGGAGCUUCAAGAACACAAUACCCAGCAUGCCAUGCAUGAGGACGGAGAAUAUGUUUGCACCCUUUGCAAUGUCAGAUUUCAUGCUUUACAGGACCUAACCCAGCAUGUGACCUCUCAUGAGCAGGUGAGUGCAACAUUUGAGUGCGCACAUUGUCAUUCAAAGUUUCAUACUUUUAACCAGCUCAGUGAGCAUAUGCAAGACCAUUUUAAAAAUAUACUUCCUAGUAUUCCAAACCAAACUGAUUCAACCACCCACAAGCAGGCAAAGAAGAAAAAAGAAAAAGCCAUUGAAUGUCUGCACUGUCAUUUAAAAUUAAAUAGUUUCAAGCGCUUAAAAAAACAUAUCUUAGAUCAUAUGGAGAAAAAUGACAUAGUUGAAAACAAAGUUUCAGUUACUUUAAAUCUCCAGAGUUUAAAGAAGAAAAGUCAUUCUAAAACCCAAAAGAUAUUCCAGUGUGAUCAGUGCUCCAUGGUGUUUAAGUCUUCAAAAAAGUUAAAGAAACAUGCUGUGAAAAAUCACAAACCAAAUAAGAAACCUUUAAAGGUAGAAAUGAAGUUGAAAAAGCCUGUACCAGUAGAGAAACCAUUGAAUAAAAUACGUAAGCCCCAAAAGUGGGAAAAAAUCCAUGAGUGUCUACAGUGUCAUAAGAAGCUUACCUCCCCCAAAAGAUUGCAAAAUCAUAUGUCAAUACAUGUUGGAAAGGAAAAUGUCAACCGAGGUAAUCUGCCCGCUGCUGAGAAGACACAAACCCAGAUGCCAAAUGAAAUAGAGUGUGCACACUGUCAUUCCAAGUUUAUUACUUUGGAAGAAUUAGAAGAGCAUUUUCAAAAUCAUUCAGUCUGCAUUAUGAAACAGGCAACAGUGUCAGGAGGUGAGCAGAAAGUAGCCAGUUGCAGCAGGCAGUCUGCUGCUAAUCAAGUCUUGGAGUGUAAUCAAUGUAAACAGCAGUUCAGAAAUCAGAAGGAUCUAACAAACCAUUAUCAGACUCAUUUUAACUACCCAACCCAUAAUGGACCUAGCCACUUGAGUGUUGGACCUUCAGUUAACACAACAGCAAACAACAGAUUUGAAUGCACGCUGUGUCGUCUUAGAUUUGAAAGCUUCAAGAGACUGGGAGAACAUUUCCAAUCACACAUGACCAGGGAGAACCCAAACAGGUCAAAUCUAGACACACCAAAAAACCUGACUCAAAGAGCAGCAGAGAGAAAGACUGUAAGAAUUGAGGAAGUUUAAAUGACACCAGGCCAUCUGUAUAAGUAUUUGAAAUCAUAUCCGACUUGUCUUGUGAGGUGAGGUGAAUGAUUGAUUUCCCAGAAAUAUGUGGCCAAUUCUUCUACUUUUUAAAUGACUGAUAUAUUAUAUUAAUGUUCAUAUUGAUAUAAUUUAAAUUACUUUCAUUUUUAUUGUACUUGUUGAAAAGGAAUAUGUUAUAAUACUGUAGAUCUAAAAUUGUACCUGUAGAAUAGUUUUGCUUCAUACGUCCAACUAAUCCAUGGAGGAUUAUAUUUGAUGGUACUGUAAUAUUUAUGUUAAUCAGGUCCAAAUAAUUGAGGUUUUUUUAACAUGAUACUGUAAUAAUUAUGAUGUGUGCCUUGGCGCUCUAGACAUGUGCUGAUCAUAUGUCAAAUUUAAUUUAAAAAUUAAAGUUUUUAACCUUUUUUUUUAUAACAACCAGAUAUCUAUUUACUAAAAAAAAACAAUUUCUCGUUAUUUAUGUAAAGUGAAGAAAAAACAAUUUUAGCAUAGAAACAGGUUUGUUUUCAGAAAACCUAAAAUUUUUGUAAUUAAAUAGCUAAUUAUUAUCUUUAAUAAACAAUUUUGUUGGGCAAUUUGGCCAUCUGGGUGUUUGGCUGUUAAGGAAAUUUUGCAGACCUGUCCUGCAAUAAUUAAUUAUGGAAUUUGUGUUGAUUAAAUGUAGUAGCCUUUUAAAACAAUGCAUGUUGGGUGAAUCAUGGGCUACCCUGGGGGAUUGUUUUAUUCCUUAAUCUGUAUGGUUUUUGUUUACCCUUGAUAUUCUAACAGUUAAGAUUCAAAGCCCUUGAUUCCCUACAGUACUUGAUGCACAACAAUUAUUUGCACACCUGAUUAUUUUAACCUAGAAAAAGCUUUUUAGGGUUUUUUAAAUGCAAUUUCUAAGUAAUGUUAUGUACUUCAGGCUAAUUACUUAAUUACUGAAGUACUUAAAUACUUACACAGAUAAGAGAAAGGAAACAUGAGCCUUACAUUAGGAAAGAACCCUAUGAUUAAAAUUGGAGUCCCAGUGAUCUUUUAAAACUCACACUUUAGUUUUUUAAAACCUACACAUGCCUAUCGGGGAAGGUUAAUUAAUUUUUAUUUAGCAAUAAGAUUAACUGACUGCUGAUCAUUUAUUAUUUUUAUCCAACACAUGAUUAGGAAUUAUAAACAGAGGGCCAUAUUCUAAAGGCUUUAAAAAUUGAAUCCUUACCUCUUGAACAAUGUUCACAUGCAUUUUACUUUGAAAAAGCAAAAAUUAAAAUUUCAAUGACAUUCAGUGCUCCAUAUCAGAAAGUUUGAAUUCUGAACCUCAAAUGAGUAGAAACAGCAAAUUUUGUAACUUUUUAGAGAAAAUAUAGGACAACAGCAUCUAAUUAUAUAUCUAUUCAUUGUAUUGGUUGACAGUAGUAGACCACUUAGGUUUAUAAAGUAAAUUUGUUAAAAGUAAUUUUUUAAGUUCUGUAUGCUGAUUCUGAUAGUAUAAACAUUAAUAUCAGAUAGUUAUUUACUUAUUAUCAUUGUAUUAUUUUAAAAAAUAGUCAUAUAUCAGUAGUUGAAUAUGUUUUAGUUUGUUAAAAAAAUAAUGAUGGAUUUUUUAAUGUGUUGAUCCAGAUUUUUAAUGUUCUGUUACUUGAAAUUUUAUGUUUGCAAAGUUUCAUGUGUUUAAUCACUUGCCAAUUUCUUUUGGUUAAGAUAGAACUUAGCAGCAUUUUUCAGAUAGCUGUAAAGUUGCAAAACAUUUUCAAACGUGUGCUGAUGUGUUAAUAUACAAUGGGGAAACAUUUAAUUUCUUACAGACUUUAAAAAAAUAAAUUAACAUAGACUUACCCAAACCUAAAAGUUUACCCAAAUCAAGGAUGUUUGCUGUGUCAAAAAUAGACCACUCAUCACAUCUGACUUUUUUUAGAUGCCACUUACAAAUGUUUCUCAUCUUAUGUUGUAGACCACAUAGUUACACUUGUUGUAUCAUUUGAGUUGUAGGUUGUUCAAAUAAACCUUAAGAGAAACUUAUACUGCUCUAAUAUCUAAGGUUACAUCAAGUUGUUAAAAUCAGCACUAAGAGAAACCCUUGCUAUCCUAGUUCUAUUAUGAUUUAAAGAAUCUAUUAACAUGUUACUGUUUGAUGAUUAACUGUUCAAUAAAUUGUUUUGAUAUUUGC
This is a messenger RNA of Physella acuta, 7144 nucleotides long. RefSeq lists its product as uncharacterized. Gene Ontology annotation, biological process: regulation of transcription by RNA polymerase II. The record is from RefSeq and is a predicted model, not a curated record. Lineage: Eukaryota; Metazoa; Mollusca; Gastropoda; Physidae. Gene Ontology annotation, cellular component: nucleus. Gene Ontology annotation, molecular function: RNA polymerase II transcription regulatory region sequence-specific DNA binding; DNA-binding transcription factor activity, RNA polymerase II-specific.